Molecule: messenger RNA, 3260 nt
Organism: Xenia sp. Carnegie-2017
Lineage: Eukaryota; Metazoa; Cnidaria; Anthozoa; Malacalcyonacea; Xeniidae
Exons: 16
Coding region: 1008-2951 (647 amino acids)
Molecular function (GO): protein binding
Source: RefSeq, a predicted model, not a curated record
AAACCAUUACCAUCUUAUGUGCUUAAAUUUUUUUUCAGAAACAAUUGCAUAAUUAUUUCGAGAAAACACUAUUUGCUUGUGAUAUAUUUAGAACUAUUGAACUACAGAGAUUUCGUUCUGGGAAAUUUAUGAAUCAUUGUAAUGUGUACGUUGCAAGUUUGAUUACACUCUUUCUCCUGCUUUGUAAAUUUCAGAGCGUUGUCAAUGUUCAAUUCUUUUGAAAUUUAUAAGGUUUAAAGUGAGUGAACGCAGAUAUGUUUAAACAACAGAUCUGAAUAAAUAGACUACCCGUUCUACCGUUUUGGGUUCGUGUUAUUUACUGCUGUGGAAGUUUAAACUUUGAAGUGAGUUUACUCUCGUGUUUAAUGUUUAUAUCAAAGAUUUACGUAUGGCGGUUCUCGCGAUAAAUUAACGUUACAAAGAUCAUAAAGUCUCAACGCGUUAUUUACUUAACAUCCCGUAGUUUUAUGACAAUUGAUCCGUUUAUGUUUGGAAUUUGAGUUUAAUAUAUGACUGUGCUACACAUUUGAGAUAUUUUUAUUCAUCUUAAGUAUCUUUCAACGGUUACAUUUUACGAGCAACUUUUUUUCAAAGACUUCUAAUUGAUUUAAUCCAUGACGCAGUACUGGCAAAGCAAUUUCCUUAUUCACACGAAUCGCCGCAUUGUCUCUAUUAAAUGAUUUAACUCAUGUCAGAGUUCAAGACACAAUUCCGUAUUUCGAAUUUGACAAACACUCAUCUAAAAGAGACGUUUGGUUUCCAAACAAGACCUUCAAAACGAUCAAGGAAUUUGGACAUUAUAGUUUCUGUGUUGUCGUCUUUGGCGAUUCGUUUUCUUAAAGCACAACAAUGUUCAUGCGUUCUGGACGAAAGUUAGACAAAAUCUCACUAGUUUAUUUAAGUUUGACGAAAAUACUGCUGGAGUUAUAUCUCGCCUUGUUGCUGAAUUGCAAGAAAACAAGGAGUUAUGUAGUUAUCAGUUUCUCAAUCAUUCUGGUUCUGAUGAUAUGCUUGCUGGGAUUAUAAAGCUUAUAAAUUCGGACGAUAUAAGGCUUGCUGGUAAUGCGUCUUAUAUUGUUGGUACUAUAGCAGAGACGCCGCUUGGCUGUGAUAGAAUCGUACGGUUGUGUACGGCAUCUUCCGAUGAAGACAGUUGUCAACUUCUGAACAGCAUCAAUUCAUUGAUGGAUGUUUCCAUUAGGGAUUUAGAAAUCGUUCUCAAUGCCGCGGGAGCCCUCUCUACUUUGGCUGAAAGUGAUGACGGUCGAAUGUGGUUACUACGUCAGGAUGCGUUGAAUGAAACAAUCGAUAGACUUUCAACAUUAUUGUCCAACGAAGACCGCUGGAUAGCAAGCAACGCAGCACUUGUUCUGGCUAGAUUGACGAUUGCCGAAGAAGGAUGUGCAAGAAUAUUGAAUCAUCCUCAUUCAAAUUCGACCUUGAAGCAACUUAUAAGAUCACUUAAUGUGGAUGGUGAUGGCGUUGAAAGGAAUACGGCUUUUGCUAUUGGACGUCUUUGUGACUUACAAACUGGGCGAGUUCGCUUGCUCAGUCAUUCAGAUUCUAAUUUAAUGCUGGAAAGUUUACUAAAAAUGCUUCACAGUAAGGAUUUGGCUUGUCAGAAGAACGCAAGUUUUGCUGUUAGUUGCAUAUCGAUGAACAUCCUUGGCCUUUCGAGGAUUUUAAAAUCUGAUAGCAACAUGUAUCUGUUCUCGGCUAUGAUCUUUAUGUUGUCCACCACUGACGAAGAAGCAAUUUGGUUUGCUGCCAUGACAAUUCGCGUCAUUGCCUGUCAGAAACAAGGAGUUCUUGCUCUUCGUAAAUAUUCUAGAGUUCUUUCUUCCUUGCAGGAAAUAUAUAAACGAGGCGAUACACGCGAAGAUACUCUUAUUGAGAUCCGAACGGCUUUGGAAUUGCUGGAAAAAUUACCCAAAGCAGACAAACCACAUGUUGAAGUUCAAAGUGCGUAUGUCAUAUCUGUGAAAUGGGAGAAAAUCUUUCCUAAAAGUGGUCUUGAAGUUUCUUACCAACUUCACAGAGACGGUGAAAUCAUCUACUUUGGAGAUGAGAAUAGUUUCGUUAUGACGAAUGCCUCUCCGAUGUCUAAUUACACUUUUCAACUUCGUUAUACCACGGAAGGUGACGAGAGCGCCUUGAGCGACUGUGUAACCGUCAAAACACCUGAAUCAGGUAUUGUUAGGAAUGUGAUCGCGAAGAACCUUCAUUAUUUUUGGUUAGCGUUUAUUACAGUAAGAAAGUGGAUUUCGACGUUACAACUUUUGCGAUUAAAAAUCAUUAAAUCUCUAACGCAGUUGAACCAGCAUCUUUUAUCGUCAUUUACAGUUCCCAGUUCUCCUCAGUGUUUAGUUUGUCUGAAUCGUACCACAUCUCAACUAAAAGUUGCUUGGCAGCCGCCCGAGUUGACCAAUGGAAUCUUACUAUGCUAUCACGUGACUGUGAACGGGCCAAAAGUUUCGCUAGCUCCGUAUCAGGAAACGAAGGAAACUUCUUUCAUUUUAUCUGGUCUGUUGCCCGGUAAUGAAUAUAAGUUUGAGGUUCAUGCAGUAACUGCGCAAGGUCGAGGAGAGCCCGCAAUCUUACUGUUGCAAACGGUUGAUCUUGCUCAUCAUGCCCCUUGUAAACCUACUCUAUCGGUUUUGGGAAGACGUGAAAUUUUAGUGGAAUGGGAAAUACCAAAUGAACCUUUGAACAGAAUAACCAGUUAUGAAGUGAAAGUUAACGGUGAAUCUGUUUAUGUUGGUGUUGAAAAAUGCUUCGUUCUGCGACGUCUUCAACCGGAUACAGAAUAUAGUGUUACGGUUAGUGCUUGGACGAAUGAAGGUCGAUGUGAAAGUCUUCCAAGUAAACGACGAACAAACAAAGAAAUUACGAUUACCAGUCGUCCUCCCCUUUAUCCUUUUCAAAAAAAGACGAACGAUAAAUCAAAAUGACUCAUUCUAUAUGGGAAAGCUUAUGUCCAAGUUCAUUAAUGCAAAUGAAAAUUUUUAUUCAAGAAAUCAACAUCUGAUUUUUCUCUCUUUAUUUCAAUUCUUCACACAUACAAAGUUCAAGUGAAAGCUUGUUUAAUGUGUGUGAAUUUUUGUUGAAAUAAUUCCUCUGAUGCGCCAAAGAUAACAGGUGUAGAUAGGAAAAGAUCUCGACAAAUGUAGAACUGAUUUCUCCACUGUUUCAUCAAGCGACUCUGAAACUGUUAAAAAUUAUCCUUGGUUAUCUGACAUUAAAAUUUGAAAACUUAAAAA